UUCUUCUUAAAUUUUAUGAAAAUGGCUAAUUGUAAAUUAAAUCAAAUAUUUCUUGGAGAAGUUGCCUCUGUACAAAAUUACGGUGCUUUUAUCAGAAUUCCGGGUUGUUCUGCUCAAGGAUUAAUACACAGAUCACAGGUAAGCUCUGUUCAUGUCGAUAAUGUUGUAGAAGUUUUGCAAAAAGGCGAACGUAUAUGGUGCAAAGUUAUAUCAAUUGGAGAUGAUGGCAAAAUAGGACUAUCUAUGAAGUAUGUAAAUCAGGGAAAUGGUACAGAUUUAGAUCCAAAUGGAGUACAGUUACAAAGAGAUUUACAGAAGAAAAAAACUAUAGAAAAACAUGAACGCAAAACUAUACAUUUAGAAGCAGUUUUUAAUACUACAUGUACAAAGUGUGGAACUGUUGGUCAUUUGUCCAAAGAUUGUUUUAUGAGUCCUGAUGGGAAAAAGUAUGAGUUGAUUCCAGAAAUUGAAGAUGAAAAAGAAAUUAUUAUUGAAACACAAACUGACAUAACUAAGAAAGAAAAAAAACACAAGCAAAAAAAAUUAAAAAAGAAGAAGAAAGCCAGAAAAAUGAAACGAGAUACAGAUGAUGGUGAUUCUGAUGAUAAAAAUGUAAUUAAGAAGAAAAAGAAAAAGUAUUCUAAAGAUCAAAAAAAAAAGAAGAAAAAAUAUGAUAGCUCUUCUAGCGAUAAAAGUUCUAGUGAUAGUUUUUCUAGUCAUGACAUGAAAGCUCAUAAACGAAAACAUUCAGAAAGUUCAGAAAAACGUACCAAAAAAUGUAAACAUUCAAAAACUAAAUAUGCUGAUGAUUGA
This is a messenger RNA of Eufriesea mexicana, 813 nucleotides long. RefSeq names its product nucleolar protein of 40 kDa. NCBI's taxonomy places the organism in Eukaryota, Metazoa, Arthropoda, Insecta, Hymenoptera, Apidae. The transcript is spliced from 2 exons. The coding region runs from base 16 to 813 and encodes 265 amino acids. The record is from RefSeq and is a predicted model, not a curated record. Gene Ontology annotation, molecular function: RNA binding; zinc ion binding. Gene Ontology annotation, biological process: RNA stabilization.